AUUGAUCUUAACGUUUUGAGGAAUUUCUUCCGUCUUCUUCCUCUUGACCGCCGGCGCUCCUUUUCUACGAAUAACGGUCACAAUUAUGAUCCAGCUAAUUACAGGUUAAUGUCGUGCAGUGGACAUGUGAGAGCUCAAAAAUGCCAUUUUUUUGUUGGCACAAUUCCUACUGCAUACGGAGGCGAAGUCUCCGUUCCUGCCCAAUAAAAUACCAUCACGAGCGCCAUGUUGCCCUUCGCAAAGUCCACGACUUUGAUUCGUGAUUUUCUUCUCGACCGCCCCCCUCUGUCUACCUCUCUGCUCCUUUUGUUCGCCGGCGGCUCUUUCCGAUCAAGCCAAGCUAAGCCGGCCGAGAAGUCUGCCGCCUCUUCUUCUUUUCCGGUUUCAUCCGAUGAUAUUCCAGUUGCGCUGUCUUUCACCAGAUGCGCUAUUGUGAUCAUCAAGUAUAAACAAUGCUAUUGUGACGCGUGCGGCUAGGGUUUAGGGAAUUGCUGGAAGAUUUUGAUUUCAGGCUUUGGAAAAGCUUCUACAAUAGGGAUGGGGAAGGCGUCACCUUUUCUCCUCGUCUUUGUGGGAUGUGGGUUCUUUAUUGCCUCCUACAAUUUCUUUACAAUGGUAAUUCAGAACCAGAAAAGUGGUUCUACUAAUCAGUUGAUAGAUCACUCAGCUCUUUCACUUCUAGCUGAUCCUGUUGUGGCGAUGCCAAAUCAUUUAAAGAAGGCGAGAGGGUCGAAGAGGCUAUUUCAUGUUGCUCUCACUGCGACUGAUGCGCCUUAUAGUAAAUGGCAGUGCAGGAUAAUGUACUACUGGUUCAAGAAGGUGAAGGAUAUGGAGGGUUCAGAGAUUGGUGGAUUCACAAGAGUUCUACAUUCAGGGAAGCCUGAUAAUUUGAUGGAUGAGAUCCCUACCUUUGUUGUGGAUCCUCUUCCAGCUGGUAUGGAUAGGGGCUAUGUUGUAUUGAAUCGACCAUGGGCAUUUGUUCAAUGGCUGGAAAAAGCAAAAAUUGAGGAAGACUACAUACUAAUGGCAGAACCAGACCACAUAUUUGUGAAUCCUUUACCAAACUUAUCUCGUGGAGAUUACCCAGCUGCAUUCCCGUUCUUCUAUAUUAAACCAUCUGAAAAUGAGAUAAUACUAAGGAAGUUCUAUCCUGAGGACAAAGGACCUGUGACAAAUAUUGAUCCCAUCGGCAAUUCUCCGGUUAUUAUAAAGAAGUCUCAACUGGAAAGAAUUGCUCCUACUUGGAUGAAUGUCUCCCUCAAAAUGAAAGAAGAUCCUGAGGCAGAUAAAGUUUUCGGUUGGGUUCUUGAAAUGUAUGCUUAUGCUGUUGCCAGUGCAUUGCAUGGAGUACAACAUAUUCUACAUAAAGAUUUUAUGAUACAGCCUCCUUGGGAUUUGAAGGUGGGGAAGUCAUUCAUCAUUCAUUACACGUAUGGUUGUGACUACUCUUUAAAGGGUGAACUGACUUACGGAAAGAUUGGGGAAUGGCGCUUUGACAAGAGAUCACACAUUCGAGGUCCACCGCCAAGAAACAUUUCAUUACCUCCGCCUGGAGUUCCCGAAAGUGUGGUUAGGCUAGUGAAAAUGGUGAAUGAAGCUACUGCAAAUAUUCCUGGCUGGGAAGAAGGAAGGUAGAAAACUAAAUUGAGAAAGCAAAGGAGUACUAAAUUCUAAUUUCAGUGGGCAGCA
This is a messenger RNA of Dendrobium catenatum, 1689 nucleotides long. Its product is annotated as hydroxyproline O-arabinosyltransferase 3-like. The record is from RefSeq and is a predicted model, not a curated record. Gene Ontology annotation, molecular function: glycosyltransferase activity. Bases 538 to 1635 code for a protein of 365 amino acids. Lineage: Eukaryota; Viridiplantae; Streptophyta; Magnoliopsida; Asparagales; Orchidaceae. The transcript has 9 exons.